GAUCAUAUGUUGAUCACAACGCAGUUCAUUGCGCGCGCACAUGUUUGGUACUCGUCUUCGCGAUUAGGAAACUAAAUUCUCUCGUCGCGACAAAGAAUCAAGUACAUAUAAGUAAAUCAAUUCAUUUAACAUGAAGCCAACGCUUGUGGCUGAUGAAAUGUUUCCCGAAGGAGCUGGACCGUAUGUUGAAUUAGAGGAGGUCGGAGGUAGUAGGUUAUUAGUGGAUCUUACAGCUAGUGAGAAAGCUGUCCAUUCAGAAUUUUUCAAUGACUUUGAUGAUCUUUACGAUGAUGAUGACUUGGAGUAAAGCAGAGUUUCUAGAAGUUAAACUACACGGUGCUUUUGUACAGAUUGCAAGUAACUUAGCAUUGAAGCAGAAGAUUUUUUGUUCUCACAGAUCCAUGUAAAAACAUGGGCACAGUGGAAUCAAUGGACAUUGUAUAUCAGUUGCGUUCAACAGAAAAUGGCAUUUCAUAUUUUACGAUUACCACUCAAUGAUCUAUGAUUUUUCUUGUCUCGCUGAUGCUGCAUAUAACUUUUUCAGCACAAUGCUGUCAUCGUCAAUAUAUAUAUAUACAUAUAUGAUGUAUUAUUAUUUUUGAUACUUUGAAUAAAUAUAAAAAAAUAAUACAAUAUUUAUAUAUGUGUAUGAUAAUAUUAACUUAAUACACUACGCUUUCAUUAUACUGAAAAGAAUUAAAUAUUCAAGACAAAAAAAAUUA
This is a messenger RNA of Cyphomyrmex costatus, 722 nucleotides long. Its product is annotated as myeloma-overexpressed gene 2 protein homolog. The record is from RefSeq and is a predicted model, not a curated record. The transcript has 3 exons. Lineage: Eukaryota; Metazoa; Arthropoda; Insecta; Hymenoptera; Formicidae. The coding region runs from base 131 to 307 and encodes 58 amino acids.